Messenger RNA from Scophthalmus maximus (turbot), 2994 nucleotides. RefSeq lists its product as uncharacterized. The record is from RefSeq and is a predicted model, not a curated record. Bases 1428 to 2729 code for a protein of 433 amino acids. The transcript is spliced from 11 exons. Lineage: Eukaryota; Metazoa; Chordata; Actinopteri; Pleuronectiformes; Scophthalmidae.
UGAAAACCUGCGAGUUUGUGCCAAACACUUUUCGUGGGACUGUUUUUCCAACCUGGGUCAGUACAACGCCGGACUGGCAGAAAGACUUUUCCUUAAAGAUGGUGCAACUCCUACCAUCCGUGGCGAAGCUACAGAGUGACGACAACAAUGCCUGGUGUCUGUUUCGGAACGUUUCUCGCUGUUUCACUGCUACUCUCGUUACUUCCGGUAACGGGGAGCCACGCACAGACGCGUUCAUGGUUAUUACUGGGGAUGUGAACCAUGCAAGACUGGACAAAACACUCCCAAACUUUCAUCAGUAUGUUGACUGCCCCACCACGGAAAACAGAACACUGGACCUCCUGUAUGCAAACACCAACGAUGCAUACAGUGUCACCGCCCUCCCCCUACUCUGCAGAUCUGAUCACAACCUUGUCCUGAUGACCAAAAUACGUCCGCUUGUCCAGCGGCAGCCUGUGUUCACUAAGACAGUGAGGAAGUGGACUCAGGAGGCCAAUGACGCGCUGCAUGACUGCUUUGAGUCUACCGAGUGGGAUUUGCAUCACAGAAUACAUAAAAUUCUGUGAAGACAACACCAUGCCAGCCCGGACUGUACGUUGCUUCCCCAACAACAAGCCCUGGAUCACCAGCGACCUGAAAGGACUUCUUAACAAGAAGAAGAAAGCCUUCAGGUUGGGGGACAGACUUCUACUGAGAGAGGUACAACACGAGCUGAGAGAGAGUAAAGACUCUUACAGGAGGAAGCUGGAGGCCAAACUCCAGCAGAACAACGUGAGGGACGUGUGGACGGGGAUGAAGGCCAUCACCAGGUGUGGUGUGAGAGACAUGCAGACGUCAGGGAGCCUGGAGAGAGAAAACGAGCUGAACAGGUUUAGCUCCCAGCCCUCUCAGUCCGCCGUCUCGUCUACCACACACCCUGCCCCCCACACACCUUCGCUGCCUCCAAUGCUCCCGCCCCUCCUCCCCCUCUCUCCCCUGUGGUGAGCACACCGGAUCCAAUCCCCCCACCUUCACAACACCUCCAUCCCCCCACGGACAGUCAGAAUCCCCUCCCCCGCUGGACUGUGACAACGGCCCAGGUGAAGAGACAGUUGGAGAGACUUCACCCACGCAAGGCUGCGGGACCCGUUGGCAUCAGCCACAGGGUUCUGAAGACCUGUGCCAGCCAGCUGUGUGCUGUUCUCCAUCAUCUCUUCAACCUGAUCCUGAGCCUGGAACAGACAAGGAUAUCUGGACUGCUGGCUGAGGACAGACAUCAUGUGGCCUGCCAGACAGACCCCCCCGUCCCCCCCCAGACUAACACAGUUGGUACACAGCUGUCCAUCACAACUUUCCAACCCCACUUCAGAAGUAAAGGAACACAGAAGACAAUAUCCUGUGCCAGUGUCGGCACCUCACCUGUUGCCUUCUCCACGUCAAAACCAUUUAUGACAUCAACAGCGGUGAAGAGGCCACGCUUGGAAUUGGAGGAGGAAGAGGACAAUCCUUUAGAGGGCAGCUCAUCCAUGAAGAUUCCUGAUCCACAGGACUCUACGUAUGACCCUGAAGACUCUUUCACAGCCUUGACUGUGUCAGUAGAUGUAACAAAGGAAUCUACCGACCCAGUUCAUAAGACGUCAACUUACAUUGUCUAUGAAAGCUGCCUACUGGAGUUGUUUCGGAUAUGCCCUGAAUGUCGGCGGGUUUCAGAAGUACGUACGAGUAGAGUGGGCACAUUCAUCACCAUAGAACAGAAGUGUCUGGGAUGUACGUACAGAAAGAAGUGGAAUAGCCAACCUCUUCUUGGAAACAGUCCUGCUGGCAACCUCCAACUUUCUGCUGCUGUGUAUGCCACUGGGGCAUCCUUCUUUAAACUUCAAAAGAUCUUCCGGGCAAUGCAUCUGAAGAUGUUUCAAUAUGACACCUUCAGAAGACACGCCCGGAAUUACAUAGAACCUGCGAUCGUGCACAAAUGGAAGAAAGCACAGGGUGGAAUGUUGGAGCAGCUUAGUGAGCAGCAGAAUGUCAUCCUCGGUGGUGACCUCAGGGCUGACUUACAUGGUCAUUCUGCCAAGUUUGGGACUUACUCCAUGAUGGACCUGAAGAGCAACACCAUCAUUGAUCUGCAGCUGGUUCAAAGCAAUGAAGUUGAUGGAAGUUAUCAUAUGGAGAAGGAGGGUCUGAAGAGAAGCCUUGCUCUCUUGGAGGCGCAUGGUGUGACUAUGGACAGCAUUGUUACAGACCCUCACCCUCAGAUCCAGAAAUUCCUGAGGGAGUCCAACAUCACCCACAACUAUAAUGUGUGGCACAUGGAGAAAGAUUUGGCACAUGGAGACCCUGUCUUCCCCCAGUGUUUACAUCCUGAACACACUUCAAGGGACAAGAGCAAGAAUGUGGUCUUCACUUUUCUUGAAAUGUUAUGCAGACUCUACUUGGCAGCCCUGCACUUCAACGAGAAUGCUGGGCUUCCCAAAGCAAGAACAUCAGCUGGUGAGCCGCAGUACAGGAUGUACUUCCCAAAGCCCAUGAACGGAGAAGUCACAGCAAAACCAGUGAAAACUGCAGCAACCUUCUGUUAUGUGGAUGAGUUGAUGGACCUCAUCUUUGACGUCUUCAAAGAUCCUGCCCCAUUUAUGGAUGAGGUGCUGAGGAUCCCAAUCCCACCGGCUCUGUCGACCCAGUUUGACAGUCCAGAGAAGCAGGACGUGGUAGCCUCCUUUGUGUCGGGGUUCAACCAAGCACAGGUCUGAACCCCACGUAUCUUCCCUCUGCGUCGCGGAACACUGUGCGACCACACAGGCAGGCAGUACCACAGGAUUGUCCGGCCCAAAAAGCCCCAAACCCAGCUUACAAAGCUUCUGUAGGCCAGGAAUCUAUAACGGCUGAAAAAGUGGACAUAUUUAGUCAAAGUUUAUUUUGACACGUUGAAACGUUAUUUGUUUAUAUUGUACAUUUGUGAUUUUUUUUUUGUGCCAUUUAUCUUUUUUCUAUAAUAAAACAGUAUUCUGCUAUAAA